Lutzomyia longipalpis is the source of this 1527-nucleotide messenger RNA. It is a transcript of the gene cN-IIIB, whose product is annotated as 7-methylguanosine phosphate-specific 5'-nucleotidase. Gene Ontology annotation, molecular function: magnesium ion binding; 5'-nucleotidase activity. Gene Ontology annotation, cellular component: cytoplasm. Lineage: Eukaryota; Metazoa; Arthropoda; Insecta; Diptera; Psychodidae. Bases 552 to 1448 code for a protein of 298 amino acids. The record is from RefSeq and is a predicted model, not a curated record. The transcript has 3 exons.
GACGUGGCAGUGUUUACAUUUUUUUCCGUGCUGCAGAAGUUGUUGGUGGCUCGGAGGGGCCCUGAUAAGACAAAAAGAAGAAGUCUCUGCGUGAAUUUCUUCGGUGGAAUGAUCAUCUUCUAGACCACAGAGUGUGAUGAGCUUUCUCAGAUGCUUAACAGCUGCUACGUAGAGUAGAAGACAGAGAGGAGUUCUUUGGCUGCGUGAUUGUCGUUCGUGAAUGAUGCGGUUGGCCCUGCUGCCGAUGAUUUUCGCACGAAAAUUACGCAAUGCUCAAUGUUACUACAUUUUCUCAAGACUUUUUUCUGUGCCCUCCUUCUCUCUCACUCUCAUUCUAAUUCUCGCUCUUAAUCAAUCUGUCACUAGGCGGAACGUUUAGCGUGCGUCUUUUAAUCGCAGUGACAAGCGCUUUGCUUUUUUGCAUAUACCUAUCUAGUUCACAUUUAUUGCUAAAUAAAAAACGCUGUUCCUCAUUUCCGGGUAGCUAAUUUUGCGGAAAAGUUGAGUUAGGCUGUUUUAACGGGGACCUCUUUCCUUGUUUAGCUUGCACGAUGGGAACACGAGAAAUCCGCGUGGAGGAUAUUGAUGUCCUCUGCAGCGAUAGUUGCAAGAUUAAGGAUCCAGCACGUGUUGAAAGGAUGCUGAAGGAACUAGUUGCCGGUGGGACGCAACGCCUACAGGUGGUCACGGACUUUGAUCACACCAUCACGAAACAGAAGCUGGAAAAUGGGCAGAAGGUUCUCACGAGUUUUGGGAUCUUCGACGAGUGCAAAUCUCUUCCGCAGAAUUUCCGGAAGGAGAGCCGUGGGCUGUAUGAGAAGUAUCGGCCCAUUGAGGUGGAUCCCACUGUGCCGAUGCCGGAGAAAAUUCAGGCUAUGAUUGAGUGGUGGCGCCUCUCCAAUGAGCUCCUAAAAGGCUUCAAGUUUGAGGCGCGAGAGAUUGACGAUGUAGCUGUACGCUUCAAGGAUGCCCUGAGGGAUGGCACGCAGGAUCUCUUUAGUGAACUAAAUCGCCUCCAAGUUCCCGUCUUGGUGUUCUCAGCAGGUCUCGGGGAUUCAGUUGUAGCAAUCCUCCGGCACGCCAGUGUGCUCCUGCCCAAUGUGAAGGUUGUCUCGAAUUUUCUGCAGUACCAGGAUGGCAUUCUGAAUGGGUUUCAGGAGAAAUUCAUUCAUGCCUUCAAUAAGAAUGAGACAGCACUCGAAGGGACGGAAUACUACGACUUGGUUCAUUCACGCGAUCACGUUAUUCUCAUGGGAGACUCCCUCGGUGAUGCAGGCAUGGCCGAUGGGAUCCCUAAAUCAUCGCAUGUCCUCAAAAUUGGCUUCCUCUUUGAUCAUGUGGAACAGAGCCUUCCCAAAUACAUGGACACAUUCGAUAUUGUCCUAAUUGAUGAUCAAACGAUGCGAGUACCGCAGAAGAUUCUCUCUCUCAUCACACAGACGCUGUGAAAUUUUGUCCACCUUUGUACAGAUACCUCAAAAAAAAAUAAUAAACGGAUAAUUUAUUAAAACGCAGCAAAAAAAAAAA